Trematomus bernacchii (emerald rockcod) is the source of this 2797-nucleotide messenger RNA. Its product is annotated as serine/threonine-protein phosphatase PP1-beta catalytic subunit-like. The record is from RefSeq and is a predicted model, not a curated record. Gene Ontology annotation, cellular component: cytoplasm; nucleus. Gene Ontology annotation, biological process: circadian regulation of gene expression; regulation of circadian rhythm. Bases 74 to 1057 code for a protein of 327 amino acids. The transcript has 8 exons. Lineage: Eukaryota; Metazoa; Chordata; Actinopteri; Perciformes; Nototheniidae. Gene Ontology annotation, molecular function: protein serine/threonine phosphatase activity.
GGCUGAAUCUCCUUUGAGCCUACAAGUCCGUGUGCAGGGCUAACUGUAGCCGUUGCCUGAGUGUAUCAGAAACAUGGCGGAAAGCGAGCUAAACGUUGACAGCCUCAUCUCUCGACUACUGGAAGUGCGAGGAUGUCGUCCAGGGAAGGUGGUGCAGAUGUCAGAGGCUGAGGUGCGGGGGCUCUGCAUCAAGUCCAGAGAGAUUUUCCUCAGUCAGCCGAUCCUGCUAGAGUUGGAGGCUCCUUUGAAAAUCUGUGGUGAUAUCCAUGGACAAUACACAGACUUGCUGAGGCUAUUCGAGUAUGGAGGCUUCCCUCCAGAGGCCAACUAUCUGUUUCUGGGGGAUUACGUGGACAGAGGGAAGCAGUCGCUGGAGACCAUCUGCUUGCUGCUCGCCUACAAGAUCAAAUACCCAGAAAACUUCUUCUUGCUCAGGGGGAACCACGAGUGUGCUUCCAUCAAUCGCAUUUACGGAUUCUAUGAUGAGUGCAAGCGCAGGUUCAACAUAAAGCUCUGGAAGACCUUCACAGACUGUUUUAAUUGUCUGCCCAUUGCUGCGAUCAUUGAUGAGAAGAUCUUCUGCUGCCAUGGAGGGCUCUCACCUGAUCUACAGUCCAUGGAACAAAUUCGACGCAUCAUGAGACCCACUGAUGUCCCAGACACAGGCUUGCUGUGUGACCUGCUGUGGUCCGACCCAGACAAAGACGUCCAGGGCUGGGGAGAGAACGACCGGGGAGUGUCCUUCACCUUCGGGGCCGAUGUGGUCAGCAAGUUUCUCAACCGUCACGACCUGGACCUCAUCUGCAGAGCACAUCAGGUUGUUGAAGACGGCUACGAGUUCUUUGCCAAGCGACAGCUGGUGACGCUGUUCUCCGCCCCAAACUACUGCGGGGAGUUUGACAACGCAGGCGGCAUGAUGAGUGUGGACGAGUCCCUCAUGUGCUCCUUUCAGAUCCUGAAGCCGUCAGAAAAAAAAGCAAAGUACCAGUAUGGAGGGGUGAAUACAGGACGCCCUGUCACCCCCCCUCGCACCGCUCAGGCACCUAAAAAGAGGUGAGCGGCUGGCCCCUCCCCCCCCGGCUGGUCUCUGACCCCUCGUCCCGCAGGCUGCCUCAAACACUCCAGCCUUCUCUCAGUCAGCUUGUUCAUGUGUAAACAAAAACUCCAGGAGUGUUUUUUGCUUGUUCUGUGGGUAUUUUUAUGAACAUGUGAGUGGUAUUUCUUUCCAUUUCUUUUUGAUGUAUCACUCACUUCUGCUACUCACCCCAUUCAGCAAUAUUUAAACCUUGUGGAAUGGGCAGGAUGUUAAGAAAUAUGUUUCUCUGCCGUCACAUUAACAAUUUCCAUAGUGAUUUUGUGAAUGCAUGCACGCUUGUGAGAUUGAGACGGAUACUUUGACCUAGCCGAUGUAAAAUGUAAAAACGAGGCCAAUUGUUUUUCGUGUCUCACCUUGAUUUGUCUACUUUUCAUAUAAUUACUGAAUUACUGCCAGUGCCCACUCCUAUAUAAGCUUAACUAGUACACAGCUUAAAAGAAUAGUUUGACGUUUUAGGAAAAUGCUUUCUUGCAAAACGUUAGAUAAGGUCAACACGACUGUCUAAUAUUAAUCUCAAACCAGCAGCUGACUAAGCUUAGCACACAAACUGUAAACAGGUGUUAAUAUUUAAUUAACACACUUUCUUUAUCAGUAACACUUUUUUUGUUUGGGGUAAACUAACAAGAUAUAACAUAUGAAUCAGUGAGCUUCAGAAGUUCUAGUAGGUUUAUUUUGUAACGUUUAGACAGAGCUUGACUACCUGUUUACAGUUCUUAUGCUAUGCUAUGCUAAGCUAAGCUAAGCUAAGCUAGCAAGCUGCUGGUUGAAGCUUCAUAUUUAUUGAACGGAAAUAAAGUACCCAUCUUCUUAUUAAGUCUCAGCAAGAAAGCCAGUAACCACAUUCCCCAAAAUGUCACAUUAUUCUUUAAGAACAGCAAAUUAGACAUUGGAAUGACUUUCCCUUCGACUUCAGAAUGUUUUCCCCAAAGAGAUAUCAGUCAAUAUGUUGAUGGUGCAAGUGCAAGAAAUAUUGCAAGACAUCUUGUCAUAUGCAAACAUGAACACGUGCACAGGCCAUUAAAGCCUAUUUGAACUUUAGAAAAGGACACAGCUGCUAAAUGCUGUAUCUUAACUAGCAUUCCUGUACAGCUGCUCUACAUUAGAUCAGCAUUUCCAAGCUCUGAAACGGUUUGCUAUCCCUAACACCACUUGGUAUUAACAAAAGGGGAAACACAGAAAUGCAAUAGUGUUCAAGUUUUGUUUUAAGUUCAGAUGUCAAUUUAAUGUGGGAAACAAACGGUAAGCACUUUGAGUUUGUGUCCUUCAGUCUGGUUUGUACAGUAGGUGUGUAGAAAAAUAGAGACGGAUAUGAAGACCACGGCAGAAACCGACAGUACGGGAUUCAAAGAUAGUUCUGAGUAUAUUCAUCAUCACAGCAGUAGAUCUCGACCUCUCUCUCUGAACAUUGUUGCGCUUCCAGUCAUCGCAUGACAUUGUAAAGAGGUCAAAAUCAUCAAGGCAGGACGAUGGCAUUUUGUUUGUUGUUGGCUAGUUAUAUCACAGUGUUCCCACGUGGUUAUUGAUUGAAGUUAAUCAUUUUUAACUCCUUAAUAAGCAUUUAACCGAUGUAUUUUUAUUUAUUAAAUCUUUGCCUUUUGCCUUGUUAAUCUCUUGGUCUUCAAGUUGGAAACAGUGUGUAAAGACGUUCUGAGCUUUGUAAAGUUUGUUUGAAACGAGUGAAAUAAAUGGAAGUGCUCUUGA